Messenger RNA from Xyrichtys novacula (pearly razorfish), 4484 nucleotides. Lineage: Eukaryota; Metazoa; Chordata; Actinopteri; Labriformes; Labridae. The record is from the annotation of a GenBank genome assembly.
AUGGACGUCAAACAGCUCUCCACCAUUGAGUUUCCAUACUCUCUUCGUCUGAAACGGGUUAGGAGAGAGUGGGUUAUUCCUGCAAUUAACUUCCCAGAGAAUGACAAUGGUCCAUAUCCGAAAUUCAUUGUGAAGGUAAACAGAGUUUGAGUUAGUUUUCAUCAGAAUAUAUAUCUGCUGUCAUUUGGACUCCCAAAGUAGAACUGUAAUCCUGAUCCUCUCGCUUCAGAUCAAGUCAAGCAACGAGGAAAAGGUGGCGAUAACCUACAAGAUCAGUGGACCGGGUGCUAAUGAGCCUCCUGAGGGAGUUUUCACUGUUGAUCGGAGAUCUGGGGUGCUCUAUGUGACUCAGCGACUGGACAGGGAGAAGAUAGCAAACUACAGUGUAAGCUAAAAAAGAUAUAAAUAUUAUCUCUCUUUUCACAGUUAAUUCUAUAAUUAUGUCUCUCUGUUCACGCAUGUUACGUUUAAUGACAGUUUUGGGUGUGUGUUGCAGCUGUGGGCCCAUGCUCUGGUUGAGGGCACAGCAGCCGAGGAGCCCAUGGAGCUCAUCAUCAACAUCAUGGACCAGAAUGACAACCAUCCCAAAUGCACUCAGGACCAUUUUUACGGCAGUGUCAGCGAGAGCUCUGAGAUAGGUGAGACAAGCGUAAACACACAUGAACACAUGAACACAUACACUGUUAUGAAUAAAUAAACAAGCUGACAUGAACACAAACACAUGGACGGGAACACCACCCUGAAUCAUACAUGACGAGACCUUGAACCGUCUUUAACACACAACACACUCGUGCACUUUUCUAAAUUUUAAUUGUUUUAAGCUCUGAUGGUAACCUUUCACUUUUUCAUCAGAUGACAUCAUCACAAGAGUAAAAGCAGAGGAUAAAGACGACCCACGCACAAACAACGCUAUCGUUAGGUAUAAGAUCAACGCUCAGACGCCUCAAACACCUAAUAAAGACAUGUUUGCCAUAAACCCAGUGAGUGGAGUGAUCAGUCUGAAGGCAGACGGUCUGGACAGAGAGGUAAUGUGAUCAUACUCACAACACCACAUUUCCUCUCUUGAUCUUAUCAAUUUUGUUUUUGACUGUAAUUCAUUUUUCUUUGUUAGACCCACCCAGAGUACAAACUCCUCGUUCAAGCUGCUGACAUGGAGGGAGAGGGGCUCGCAACCACCUGUACUGUUAUUAUAGGCAUUACUGACAGCAAUGAUAAUGCCCCAGAGUUCACAGUCACGUCUGUGAGUUAAGCAGCAAAGCUUCAUAGAACUACUAAAAUGCAAUUUAAACCCUGCAUAACAUUUUCUUAUUUUCUUCCCCAGAUAUCUGCAUCAGUCCCUGAGAAUGAGGCCUGGGCUGAAGUAGUUCGACUACAGGCCACCGACAAAGACGAGUUAGGGUCCCCGAAUGCCAACUGUAAAUUCUCAAUUAUUAAGGGCAACGAGAGGGGAGACUUCAACAUCACCACAGGCUCCAAUAAAAUGGAGGGAAUCCUGACAACAGCCAAGGUAAGGAAACACAUGUCUGUUUUCAGACCAGAGGAGACCGAUCCCUCCAGGCUGUUGCCCCCAGGCUUUGGAAUGAUCUUCCUCUCUCUCUCUACGCUUACUUGACUCUGUUGACUCCUUUAAAAACCAACUCAAGACAUAUUGAUUUGCCCAGGCUUUUGUUUAGGUUUUUUGGGGGGCUGCCAUGAUUGUUAAUGUUUUUAUGUACAUUUUUACUGUUUGUUUAUGUGAAGCACUUUAUGACUUCUUGUCUGUGAAAGGUGCUAAAUAAAUAAAGUUUACUUUACUUUACUAUUUACUAUUAAAAAAAUGUCCAGAACAUCAUGUAUGCACUUCUUCUCUUAGGAGCUGGAUUUUGAGAGCACCCCUGUCUUCAUUCUGCUGGUGUCUGUGACAAAUGAGGCGCCAUUUGCCGGGCCGAUGUCAACCUCUACAGCCACAGUCACAGUAACAGUCCUGGACAAGAAUGAGCCCCCUGUUUUUAAUCCGGUGGAGAUCCAUGUGAGCAUCCCAGAGGAUGCAGAAGAAGGGAGUUCUGUUGCUGAUCUCAGAGCUUCAGACCCAGACACAGCCAGGAAACAGGGCGUCAGGUAGUUGUGGCAUAAACAUACUAUUAACAUGUGGGCGUUUGUAUGUACCAUGUGUGAAAUAUGAGUUGAAUUGCUCCUGCUUUCAGAUAUGAACUACUCAAUGACGCUGCAAAGUGGCUAAGGAUAAAUAGAGACACAGGAUCAGUCACAGUUCGGAGCAGCAUGGACAGAGAAUCACACUUUGUCAAAGACGACAAAUUCACUGUACUGGUUUUAUCCUAUGACAACGGUAAAUCAGCACCUCUGGUCUCAUCUCACACCACUAUUUAAGCCUUCUCUCCUCUUUGUCAGUUUUAUACCAGACUAACCCUGUUGUAUCAUUUGUAUUUUGUCUUCCCAGAUACAGUCCCAGCAACAGGUACCGGUACCAUGAUUGUAAGUCUAAUAGAUGUGAACGACCACCGUCCUGCCAUCAGGCAAAGGAAGGCCAGUCUAUGCAACAUGGACCCUUUCCCUGCCCUGCUUGAUAUCGUGGACUCGGAUGGACCAGGUCAUGCUGGACCGUUUACUGUGGAGCUGCAGGGAGAGCACAGGUUCAACUGGACUAUCAGCACCAACUCAACAAGUAAGAGAUCGCAUUAUAGAGCAGUAAACAAACCCAUUAUUUUGACCGUUAAAGAAGAGUGCAUGUUCACGGUGAGAAAAUUUAUAGAGUAAAUAUGAGGUGUGUCACUCUUCAGUCACUGGCACCUGAAAAAAGUCAUUGAAAAGACUUGAUGUUGUUUUCCAUUUUAUUAAAGCUGCAAUUGGUUAUUUUAAAGAGCACACAAGCUCAAAUGUUUAUUUUCCACCCUUGCAGGCAACGUGGCUGCCUUAGCCCCCAAACGAGAGCUGUCACCUGGGGACUACUCUGUGCUGAUGCGCAUCUAUGAUGCCGGCAUGCUCUUCCAAGACAGCACCCUGCUGGUGGAGGUGUGCCAGUGUCAAGGCGCCGUCUCUGCCUGCUUCAUUCCACGCUCUGCCCCUUAUUUGCAUAGUCCUUCUCUGGCAACAACAGUCCUUGGAGCAGUCUUUGGUCUUCUUUGUAUGUAGCAUGUUCCUUGAUAGCUGAAGUCUGUUGUUUUCUUGGUAUGGUUCUUUAGUUACUGUGAUUUAUUUGUGUUGGCUGCAGUGCUGCUCUUGUUGUUGCUGCUUUUACUGAGGAGAGAGAGGAGGUCAGAAAAAGACGUGCCUCUUCUUGAAGACAUACCCAGAGACAACAUCCUCUGCUAUAAUGAAGAAGGAGGAGGUGAAGAUGACAAGGUAGGUGAGAAACCAUGAAGCUGCAGAGUUAGACGUCUUCUGAAAGCAGAAAAUUGAAAUAUUAGUUAAAAAGUCCAGUCCAAGGUUGUUGUUGAGUUACAUCUUUGCCAUUUAUUGAUUUAAUGAAAAACAAACAAAAAAAAAAAGACAGAUACAUCAAGCUUACUAUGAUGGCGAUGUACGUGAUGAGGGUGAGAGUGGAGUCAGAGAUUAGUGGUAAAAACCGUGUGCUCUUCCCGUUCCCCAGAUCACUGCUUCACCUGUGUCCCUUUGUAGCAUUUACCUGUCCAUUCACCUGAAGUGCCCCUCGUGGUGAUUGUGCGAGUAACAAAACAAAAUCCCCAAAAUAAUAUAGAUAAAAUGGCUCAUAGAAUAUUGAAAGAUGGGCAGAUUUUGGACACAAAGAUUCUGCAGAGUAACUGAGUUAAAUUACGAACAAAUACACAAUUGUUCCUUUAACGUUCCUGUGACUGACUGACUGACUGACUGACUGACUGACUGACUGACUGACUGACUUUUCUCUGUCUGUCUUCAGGAGUAUGAUCUGAGUCAGCUCCACAGAGGACUUGAUAAUCGUCCUGAAGUCUUCAGCACUGACGUGUUUCCUACCAUCCAGAGUCUACCGAGCUACCGCCUACAACCCCAAGCCAAUGAAGAGAUUGGGAAAUUCAUUCAGGAUGUGAGUGAUGCUCAGUUUGAUAUUUUAGGACAUAAAUAUGUUUGAAACUCUCGGUCAGUUGCUGGUUAAUUGUGAUUAAAAAUUUGUGUGACUCCAUAUUUUUAAGACUGAAACACUGCAUGUCCUUGUAACAGAGUUUGAGCCUCCAGCGUUGAGUCUGUUUGAACACGGUGAACUCCAUAUAUCUGUGUUUUCUUUGCUUUCUCCACAGAACCUUAAUGCUGCAGACGGUGACACCACUGCUCCUCCGUAUGACUCUCUUCUGGUGUUCGACUACGAGGGCGUUGGCUCUGAGGCCAGCUCACUUAGCUCCAUCAACUCCUCAGACUCGGAUGAGGAGCAGGACUACCGGAGCUUGUCUCAGUGGGGACCACGUUUCGGCAGGUUGGCUGACCUGUACACAGGCAGGGUAGAGGAGGAUGAUGAUGAUACAGAAACACUGCCGGGAAAAACAGAAUGGGUUUGA